CUUAUUUUUUAUUCACACGUCCGCCAUUGUUGCUGUGCGAGACUUCCGGUGUGGCAUAUCCGGUUAGAGAUGUAAAAAGUAGGAUCUUUUAUUGCGAGGACAACAACAACAACAACAACAACUUUGAAAAAACAACAAAAAACAAACCAUGUCUUCUCGAAAGACGGGUGUCGUGUGUGCCGUUACGGGUUGCCAUAACAACUGGUACAAGCGAAAGUCUUUCCUGGAGCAGCAGUGUUACGACCACCGGCCGCAAACGCGACGAAAGUGUGGAUGUAAAGCCCCGUACGAACUUUAUCCUCCGCCGAAGAACGCGGCGACGCUGCGCCUGUGGCUGAAGGCGCUGAAUCUGAAGAAGCCGCCGAAGCGUCCGUACGUCUGCUCGUUUCACUUUGUCGAGAACAAACCCACGGAAGAUCAUCCUGUACCGGAGAAAUGGCUCGGAUAUGAAACAACGCAGGUGGUUGCCUUAGCGAUGGAUGGGGAGUCGGAACCAAACCCCGCUGUAUCGGAAGAGGCAGGGGAGCAGGUGGAGCCCAUGGAUGCCACUCCCUCCCCCCAGCAGCAGACCACGCCCCCCUCAGAGGAGGCUGGGGAGGCAGUUUCCAUGGAAACAGAAGAUGGAGCCACAAAGGAGGGCGGCUCGGAGGACAAUGAUGAUGAUGUGGUUCUUGUAGGGGAGGAGGCUCCCCAGCCUUCUGCCACAAACCUCUCCCAGGACUUGGGCAGCGCAGACUGCCUGGAGCCACUUGCGGAUGUCGCACCCCUCGACAUGUCCACAGCGGCACCGCUCUCCGCAAGCCCCAGCCCUCCCGCGUCUUCCUGUGCGUCCACGGUGGAGACGCCCCCGAAACCUCCAGCCACGGUGGUGGAGCCCAUCGUCAUUGACGACGAGGAGGACCCCGAGCAGAGAGAUGCCUCCCCCUCCUCUCCAGCGCCCCCUGAAGGCUCCCCCACGCCGCUCUCGCCAAGCGUGCUCAGCAGCACCGAGCCAGAUUCGGAGAUCAGGAUCGCCAGCGUCACCACGCUGGGCUCCGAUGGCCAGAAAGGAGACGCGUCUGCCCCAAACACUCCGCCACAUCCAGUGGACGUCCAGGAGGACAUGAACCUCAUGAUCACCUCGGUGACGUCGCUGCAGGGAGACGCGACGUCCUUCACAGUGACAGGUGAAGGCCAGGCAGAAGAGAACGGCCUGCAGAUAAGCAGCACCUUCAGCCUGAAUCCUGACACCCCAUCUGGUCGACCGCCAGCCUCCUUCAACCCUGGGCGGGGCUUGGGCCCCAUGGGCCAGCUGGUACAGAAUGGAGAUACGGGGACUCACAACAGAGCAGAUUCGUGGAUCUCCCAGUCGGCCUCAGUCCCCCGCAACCAAAAACAGAUAGGUGUGGAUUCUCCGUCGCCCGCUUCGUCGCUACCCAAACCUCCAGGCCAGUCUUCCUCAUCCACAUCAUCCUCAGGCUCCCAGCCUCAGCCCAGGACGGUCAAGGUGACGUGCGCCAACUGCAAGAAGCCUUUGAAGAAGGGCCAGACGGCGUACCAGCGCAAGGGCUCCACACACCUGUUCUGCUCCACCACCUGUCUCUCUGCCUUCUCACACAAACCCGCCCCCAAGAAGAGCUGCACCAUGUGCAAAAAGGACAUCACGAACAUGAAGGGUACUAUCGUGGCCCAGGUGGACUCCAGCGAGGCCUUCCAGGAGUUCUGCAGCACGGGCUGCCUGGGCGCGUACGAGAACAAGCAGAACCCGCCCAAAUCAGGCCUUAAAACCAAAUGUACUGUCUGCGGGAAACUCACAGAGAUCCGCCACGAGGUUAGCUUUAAGACGGUGACCCACAAGAUCUGCAGCGACACGUGUUUCAACGUUUACCGCCGCGCCAACGGGCUGAUCAUGAACUGCUGCGAACAGUGCGGCGACUACCUGCCCAGCCGAGCGUCGGCCAACCACUUUCUCCUCGUCGACGGACAACAGAAGAGAUUCUGCUGCCACACCUGCAUCAGGGAGUUCAAGCAGGCACACAGUAAACUUGCGACCUGCUCGUCCUGCAAAACGCUGAUCAAGACGGGCGAGGUUCUCCACAGCAUCGGCGCGAGCGGGACCAUGGGCGCGUACUGCUCCCUCAACUGCAUGAACAAGGUCAAAGUGACGUCCAGCUCCUUCAUCAAUGCAGAGCCCUCGUGUCACUUCUGUAAAAGGAACUCAUUACCACAGUAUCAGGCCACGCUGCCAGAGGGAAACAUCCUCAACUUCUGCAGCUCGCAGUGUGUCACCAAGUUCCAGAAUGCUACCCUUCAAACGACCACUAACGGUCAGACGCCCGUGCCCACGACGAACACCACGGUCCAGCUGAAAUGUAACUACUGUCGAGCGACGUUCAGUCUGAAGCCUGAAACUCUGGAUUGGGAGGACAAAGUCUACCAGUUCUGCAGUAAGACGUGCUGCGAGGACUACAAGAAGCUCCACUGCAUCGUCACGUUCUGCGAGUACUGCCAAGAGGAGAAGACGCUACACGAGACGGUCAAGUUCUCCGGAGUCAAGAAGCCUUUCUGCAGCGAAGGCUGUAAACUGUUAUACAAGCAGGAUUUCAUCAAGCGUCUGGGUCUGAAGUGCGUCAGCUGCAACCACUGCAGUCAGCUCUGCAAGAGAGCCGUGACUCGGCAGCUCGGCGGCAUGACGCGGGACUUCUGCGGCGAGGCGUGCGCCAAGAAGUUCCACGACUGGUACUACAAGGCGGCGCGGUGCGACUGCUGUAAGGUGCAGGGACACCUGACGGAGUCGGUGAUGUGGAGAAUGGAGGUGAAGCAGUUCUGUGACCAGGAGUGUUUGCUGAAGUUCUACCUGCAGCAGAACGAGCCCAUCAUGGUCACGCAGAAAGGCCCCGAGAACUCCAGCCUGGGCCUCGACGUGCAGGGAACCAAACUUGGGCUGGUGAACCAGGGCACUAUGGCGUACACCGGCAGUCGAGGUCUGAUGAGAGACGUCAAGAACAAGGCGGUGCUCUGCAAACCGCUCACGCUCACCAAGGCCACGUACUGCAAGCCGCACAUGCAGAGCAAACACUUACAGACAGAUGUAGACGAUGGUGUGAAGAGGGAGUAUAUUCCUGUACCUAUACCUGUGCCUGUCUUCAUCCCCGUACCCAUGAGCAUGUAUUCCCAGGUCACGCCCACUCCACUCUCCCUGCCCAUACCGCUUCCUGUGCCUGUCUUCCUGCCCACCACCCUCCAGGGGGCGGAGCAGAUCAUCCAGACCAUCAAUGAACUGAAAAACAAGGCGGCGACCUCUGAACCCGUGGAGGCCGACGUGACCCCCGUGGCCGAGGAGAAGGUCACAGAGGACCAGAAACCAGAUGUAAAGCUGGUGAAGAGGGAGCGUGAGGAGGAGGAGGAGGAGGAGGGUGGGUCGUCCAUAGGCAGCAGCAUCUCUGAGAAAGAAGAAGAGGAGGAGGAGGAAGAUGACAAGUAUGAGCCUGACCUGGAUCUGGAGGCCGACUUCCCUCAAGCCUCAGACCCUGUUCCUGCACUAGAGGGAACAGACAAGGACAUGGGUUUGUCUCUACCUCCAGUCCUGGAGGAGGAGAAGGAGGAGGAGACGCCACCUCGACCUCAGCCCAGGAGACAAGGAAGUAAGAGGCGGGCGGUGGAGGAGGGCACAGAUGCAGCCACGUCCCCGUCUUCCUCUCAUCCGGCGGGCAGACACUCGGGAGGACGCUCGCUGCCCCUCAAAGCUCGCUACGGCAUCAACGCCUGGAAGCGCUGGGCUCUGUCUCCCUCUGAACACACACACGACACCAAAGUUAAAAGCGAGUCCAAACAAAACGUAAAGAAAGCACGGUCUAAAAGCAACCUCCUGUCGCUGAGUUCAGACGAGCUGAACGCGGCGCUGUCGCGCUUCGUCAGGGAAGUCUGUCGGCCCGGCGGGGAGCGCUACUCUGCAGACAGCAUCCUCUACCUCUGUCUGGGGAUCCAGCAGCAUCUCCACGCCAAAGGCCGCACGGAUGACCUGUUCAGCGACGUGUGCUACCAGCAGUUUGGAGAGGAGCUGAAUAAAGUGUUGAAGGACUGGCAGCCCAGUGUGCUUCCUGAUGGCUCUCUGUGGGCUCGGGUGGAGGAGCGCAGCCUGUGGAGCAGCGGUCAGCUCGGCGAGCAGAGUCCCGCGGCUCUGCUGCGCUCGCUCGUUUACCUCAACACCAAACACUUUGGCGCGCGCACCGUGGAGCAGCACCUGCGCCUCUCCUUCGCCAACGUCUACGGCCCCGACACCGUGCAUCCGGUCACCAAGGAGACCGACGUCUGCAUCCGCGUGCCUUCCAUUUCUCAGGAUCACCACGUAGAAACAAAGUCAAAGAAGAGGAAGCGUAAAUCAGACGAGGGAAACCAAGACAACGAUCCGGACGACGGCUCGGGAGACGCGGCCGCUCGCUGCCCGCUCAACAAACACGAGUGUCGUCUGUACGACCUCUACAGAGCCAAGUGCCCGACGUCGCUGCGGCAGCGUCUAGACGUCUUCUACGUUCAGCCGGAUCGGGCGUCCGGCGCAGACGAGCCGCUGUGGUUCACGUCGCAGCCGCUGGAGCGGCGGAUCCUGGAGAGCCUCCUCACCAGAGUCCUCCUGGUCAGGGACAUUUACACAGACAAGCCACGCCCACAGGAGGAGGAGGAAGACGACGAGGAGGUAGCGGAGGACAAGAAGAAGGAAGAGGACGGAGGUGAAGCGUAGCAGCCACUUGGGAUUUUUUUUUUGUUAGUAGAGCCUGAACAGUUGGCACAGGAGCUUUAGCUGUUAGUUUGUGCGCUCCUCCUCCUCCUCCUCCUCUUCAUCGUCCUCCUUCCUGUCGUAGCACCUCCUCCUCGCUGAGUUUCCUCCUGGUGAGGGAAACGACAGCGUAGACUGAGUCACACACGGAGGAGGAGGAAGACAAAAACUCUCCAGUCAUGAAAUAGAACGGCACAAAUGUCCUGAUGUGAGGGAGAAGCUGGGAUUAAAUAUGGAAUCUGAUGAGACACAAAUAAAAGGAAGUGAAGCUGUAAUCUGUCGAUGCUCAAUCCGAGCUUAAUCAGGUAGAAAAAUGUCCUCUUUUUUCCUCUAGUUUCUCCGAGAAGCAGCUGACGCACGUUUAAGCUUUUUACCGACAUGGCGGGAUCAUGCUUCCACCACCAGAGGGCGACGAGGUUCCACCCGGACAGGAAGUCAGAGGUUUAUUUGAAUUAUUUUUCUGCUUCUCGUCCUCACUGUCGCGCUGCAGGUGGAAAACGCGGAGUUGAGUUCACAGGGUCAAACAACUUCAGUUUUCUCUUUCAAAUUAAAGUGAAUCAAACAAAGAAGUGAGGAUGAGAGGAAGUAAAGCACCUUUGACGCAGUCACUUGUUCCCACAAAGUCUUAAACUCAAGUGUCAUUUGUUAAUAAAUCAUAAUUAUUCCCUCUCAGGCGCAAAAAUGUCCACAGUUUUACCGUCAGAGGGAAAAUAAUCUAGGAUUUAACGUUGUUUACGCCCACACAUGACUGUUGGUUUGUUAGAUUUGCUCUCAGGUUGUUUUUACUUGGAUUUUUUCCCCCACGUUUAAGAAAAAAAAAAUCAUCCCUCUCCUAUUUUUUUAUUUAUUUGAUAAAAUAAAUGGAUAAUCUCACAAUGGCAUUAUUAUAAUCCCACCUCUCUCUGGACGAUGCAGAGCCGAGUAAACCAGGUUUUAUUCCCUGUCGGUUAUUGUGUUUUUUUACAGUGUAACAAACACAAGAAAAUAAGAUUAAAGAAAGAACUUGAACUUGAAACAAGAGAUUACUGUGAGCAAAAAGACAAUAAAAUAAAGAAUUUAGACUGAAAUGGAAUAAAAGGAGUAGAAAAAAAACCAUUGCAGUAAAUAAUCCACUGGUUAAAUUAAUUUGUAAACUGCACCAAAAACAUUUAGUGCGAAUUAUGUGACGGCGUUAACGUCAUUUUCUGGGUCUGAGUGAAGACAAACGUCGCAGUAAAGUUCAGUCUGAAGAUCUAAUCAGAUUAAACUGUUGCGUCGUUGAUCCUGAGCCUGUAACUUAAGAGUUCUCGUGUAUUUAAGUGUUAGAGGUCGACUAAUGCUGAUAUUUUUUGGCCAAGUAACCCUUCCACGAUAAAAUAACACAACAAACAUGUAAUGUCUGCACUGCACUGACAUAAUCUACAGUAUUUUCAAUAAAAGUAUGAAAUGGGUCAUAAAAACUUAAAAAAUAUAAACCUUUAGAUGAGAAAAGUGACAUUAAUUAACUUUCUGACAACAUAAAUGAUUAAUUCAUCAUCUUCCACUACAGAUUUGUUAAAAAUCAGCCCAGUAAAGGAGUUGGAUUACUGGGUUAAUCUCUGGAAAGUAUUAGCGACAUCUAAUGGUGACUUUAAACAAGUGCGUCAGGGAAACUACGGUGGCCUUCACGUGCCCGAAAGGACGUCAUUGUCGUACUUUGUGUUUUAAAACUCAAACUUUAAACUGCAAAAAAACCUAAAACCGCUGCGUCGUGCGGCGGGUUUGUCCAUUCAGGCUGCCGUAGAAGAAGAGACACCGAGGCACAAAAUGGCCGCCUUCUUAACACAAGGCCCACAGCUAAACAUGCUAAUUCUGAGGCUACGUGAAGUUUUUCUACAUUGAAGUGCGUGUGGGUGUUCUCUGUUCGACUCCUGCCAGAAGUUCUUUUACAUUUAAUCCACGCUGGAUUUUUGGCAUGAUUGUGACAGAUUAUUUUCCCGCCUCUUCCUCUGAAUCAGCUGGGCUGCGUUCUCUUUUCUUUUCUCACCGCUCUUCCUCCGCUCGCUGACAUCGACUCUCAGGCCAAAACAAACACUUGCUGCACCACAGAAGACCAGGACCAGGACCACACCUGGACUCCAGUACACGGACAUUUGAGGGUGAACCUGCCGCUCAUGUUCAUGUGUUCAUGUUCAUGCGAUGUAGCAUCAUCAAUCAUGUUUCGUACUAAACCCAGACUGGGUUGCUUCCCACACGUGUAAAUAAUCUGUUAUCAGACGCGACGGGAGUGGACACAGACGCUGUAAUCUGAGUUUAAAAAACAUCACACCCACUGAAAUCUUCAACUUUUUCUAUUCUGUUAUUACUUAAAAAAGAAAAAAAAAAAAAAAGACUGAGUAUUUAUUUGUUUUUAUUAAAUUUGGCGUCUUUAACGGACUGGGAUUAUUUUAUUUGUUUGGGGGUUUUUUUACGGCUGCCAUUUCCUUGGACACUGCUGCAGUCCUGUCUGUCAGGACGUGGAUUAUUCACGUGGGACUUUUAUUUAUUCUCUUUUCUCCUCUUUUUUAUUAAGAUUUAGUUUGGAAACAAAAGUGCUCAGACGUCAGGAUAAAACAGGAUUAAAGGGUUACUAAGGAUUACAGUAGAACUCACAAACUCUACGCUUUCUUUUCUUUCUAAAUAAAUAUAUCCCAAUCCCCAUAGAUUUAAAUCAAAUUAAGAUUAUUUUGACCUAUUUAUCGACUCUUGACAGCCUACAAAUGUGCUUCCCAGUGCCGGGAACAUGAGGAACACCUUCCACACACACCAGUGUCUCUCAGAUGUCUUUUACUUUGUCUCAACACCAGGUGUCCCUGUUAUUUUGUGCACUUUAUUCUUUUGAGAACAAAGCCGAUUUAAAACAUCUCACGGCCCAAAAUGUAAACCUUUAAACGGUGGACGUGACUUGAACUGAAUCAGUUAAGCCACCUCCCCUUCUCUUCUUCCUCCUCCUCUUCCUCUCUAAUGUUUCCUGCUGGAGUUCUCGGAGGCGGCGACCAAACCUGCCACAGAAGGUUUGGACGCGCGUGCGUUAGACGCUGUGGCCGGCUUCAAUGCCUAAUGUGAAUGUGCCUAAUCUGUAAAUACUGGAAGUGAGUGACUGUGACUUGAGUCUGAUGCUUUGUGUGUGGGCUGAUCUGCUGAUACGGUCAUGUACAAUAAAUGAGUUCAUUUUCUAAAA
Messenger RNA from Solea senegalensis (Senegalese sole), 7931 nucleotides. RefSeq names its product zinc finger, MYM-type 2 (gene zmym2). The record is from RefSeq and is a predicted model, not a curated record. The transcript has 26 exons. The coding region runs from base 149 to 4717 and encodes 1522 amino acids. Gene Ontology annotation, molecular function: zinc ion binding. Lineage: Eukaryota; Metazoa; Chordata; Actinopteri; Pleuronectiformes; Soleidae.